GCUAUUACAACACAGCUUCCCUGACGGGAAGUGGGAGGUCCGACACGGGCUGUGGAACGGCCUUGGCUCAGAAGAUAUUACCUAUUUAACUUCUUUUACUCUCUUUUUCCUCAAUGGAAUUUUAACGAUAGAGAGAAAAUGUACAUCGACUAAUGCUGACCCAAUUUAGUGAUAAUGUCUCAGAGAAGGCUCCAACUCUUGGUGCUCGCCUUUCUGGCUUCUGCUUCUUCUGCCUCAAAAGAAAUUGCCAGCCAUUUGGUAAUAACGCCACAGUCUCCAGUGAUUCAGAUCGGAACUAAUUUCACUGCCACAUGUGUGAUUGUUGACACGAUUGAAGCAACUGCAGAUGAUCUCUUCUGGAAUAUUUCUCAGCGGAUGAUCCCUAAGAAUCAGUACACUAAGAUCAACGAAACAGCACUUAGUGUCACUAUCCUUGUCACCGGUGAAAAGCCAGAAUGGUUAUUUUGCUACUGCAACAAGAAAUCACCCUACGUUUUCAAGCACAAGGGCAAAUUUAUUCACGGGAUCCCUCUAACCAAAGGCUAUCCUCCAAACAAACCUGAGAAUAUAACCUGCAUGGUACUUCAAGGGGAGGUUUAUAUCUCAAACAACUUCAAGUGUUGGUGGGAAACAUCAGGAUACCAGAGCAAGGAAAUGCCAACAAACUAUACUCUGCAUGUUAAAGCCAUCCACAGUGGUGCCUACAGUGUGUCAACAGAAGAAAAUAGCGCUCAAGUGACAAUGGACUUCCCUGCUCAUCUGGAGCUGGAGAUUUGGGUAGUGGCCCACAAUCCGUUGGGAACUGUCGCAUCUGAACAUUUCACAAAAGAGGCUUCUUCGUUUGUUAAAACAAACCCUCCAGCUGAUGUCCAGGUCUUGUCAGAAGAGAAAUUCCCUCCCUCCCUUCUCAUCAAGUGGAAACACCCAAUUCAACCAUAUUAUUUAAGACUAAAAUACGAAAUCAGGUAUUGCGUCAACGGAUCUCUCAAUUGGAUAAAAGUACCGGUUGUGACUGUUGAUGAAGACAUUGUUGAGUCCUACAGACUCCAAAAGCUCCAGCCUGACACAGUGUAUAUCACUCAAGUGCGCUGUAGACAUACUAGAGAGGGCUACGGAUAUUGGAGUGACUGGAGUACCGCUGUUACCAAGAAAACUCCUGAAGACCGACCAACGAGUAAACCUGAUUUAUGGAGAAUAAUCACAGAAGGUGAAGGCACAAAUGAGCGUCAAGUGAAGUUUAUUUGUAAGGAUCCCGUAUUUUCCAAUGGAAGGAUAACAAGUUUCAACAUCAAGAUUCAAACCCAAAAAGGAAACGUUGGGAAUGGAAGUGCGGCUUGGGAACGUUUCCCUGUCAACUCGUCAGUGGCAGACAGCAUCCCGCGUCAGACGUUCAAUGUCUUGAAAGAGAUUUCCCUGGCGGAAGAGCGCUCUGUGAAAGUGUACGUCACCGCUGUCAAUUCUGUGGGGAUUUCUCCUCAAGCAUCACUUGGAAUCCCUGGGAAAACUCAUGAGCUCGGCCGAGUGGAAGGACUUAAGGUGUGGCCACGAGGGGGACAACUGUUGGUAAAAUGGAAUGCCCCCAACAAACCAAAUGUUGCAGAAUAUGUGCUUGAGUGGAUUAGUGAUGUUUCCAUGGACUGGCAGAGGGAAAACAGAAGCACCCUACAAACUGUCUUAAAAGGCAGCUUUGAUAAGUUUAUUUGCUACAAGAUAUCUGUGUAUCCAAUAUACUCCGGAUGGACUGGCCAGCCAGCAACAGUGGAAGCUUUUCUUGAGGAAGGCGCUCCUUUGGAAGCACCUUCUGUUCGACUGAAAGAUAAACCCGGGCGAAAUGAGGCGGAACUGGUGUGGAAUGAGAUACCCCCCAAUAAACGACGAGGCUUCAUCAUCGACUACACAAUUUUCUAUUCAAGCGGGAAUGAACUACAUGAAAUCAACGUCCCAGCUAACGUCACCUCAUAUACUCUGACAUCACUGACCAGCAACACCAAGUAUGACACUUGGAUCAGGGCGUCCACUGUUGGAGGCUCCACAUAUGGCACAAAGCACUCGUUUAUCACUCUGAAAUAUGCCCCGGGGGAGAUGGAGAUGAUUGUGGUCGGAGUGAGCCUUGGCUUUUUGUUUGUUGUUCUCACGACCAUGAUGCUAUGCAUCUACAACAAAGAUGUGAUCAUAAAGAACUUUUGGCCUUGGAUCCCGAACCCUGGAGAGAGCACCAUUGGAAACUGGUCUCCUGAUUAUCCUUUGAAACCAGAGACACCAAAGGAGAACUGCCUGUCAGACAUCAGUGUGCUUGACAUGGACGGAAACGAUGCAAAGUCAGUGUUUGAGGAGGACAAGACUAACCUGGCUCUCAAGAAGGACAAGUACCUGUCUGAAGAGCACAGCAGCGGUAUCGGAGGUUCUUCUUGCAUGUCUUCACCUCGUCAGAGUGUGUCUGACAGCGAUGAGGGCGGUGACGUCGUCGAUACCACAGCCAGCACCGUUCAGUACUCCUCAGUGGUGGCCUCUAGUGGCUACAAGGGGCAGACCCCGUGCGUGCAACCUCAGCAGGUCAUUUUUGCUCGCUCGGAGUCCACGCAGCCCCUACUGGACUCCGAGGAGAAUCCGGACAUUUUAGUGCAGGAGGGCAGCAGACAGUCCCAGCUCUUCCACUCUGCAUGGAACCAAGACAGUGGUAGCUCUUCAGCGUGCAAUCAGCUAGAGAUGGAGCCGCAGGAGGUGCUGUUGUCUCUGGAUUUGUGUCCCUUGGAAGAAGACUCUGAGCUGACAACACCUGCAGAUGGCCAAUCAGCAGGAUCCUCCAGCUACAGGCCACAGCUUUGUGGCUACAGGCCACAAUAAGAAGACUGACAGCCGAUGGGGAGGAUGUGACGUGUGAUGUCAAUCAUUCCGUGUCCCUAUUGAUGUUGCAUGUUGGUGUUUUCCAAGCAAUGUUAGCACUAUCUUAACCAAGCUCCCAAAAUAAAGGGACCACUUAAGUUACAUAGCUCAGGUCCCAAUUUAUAAUCACAAAGACAAUGAGGAGGCCACGAUUAAAUGAGAUGACAGGCUUUUAUGAAUUUGGUGCUUGUACGUACUCCCUUGACUAUGUGCAACAUGCUUCUCACGAGAAGACAGACGGCCACCUGGGGUGUCAGUCUUUGGUGCAGCACAGUAGCUGAGCUCCCCAGUUGGAUUCAGGUCCGGGGAACAGGUGGAUCAGUCAAUGUCGGUCACACUUUUCUCCUCCAGAAACUGCUGACAUAAUCCAGCCUCAGUUGGAUGUUACCAUGCGCCAGAAGGAACCUACUGCACCAGCAUAUGGUCUGGUCAUGGAUCUGGGGAUUUUCUUGGGAGGUCUCACGCAACCGUUAGGCUUUCCCCCGAUCUACUUACCGGCUCUAACCCAAUCAUAAAAAGCCAGAAAGCAUGUUUUAUAUUUUUGCCAUAAUCGUUUUACAUGCAUAAGACAAUUCUACAUCCAUAUAAAUGAUGAAUGAAAGGGAUAAAUGAACAUUUGAGGUUACCUUUGCCUUCUAUGAUGAUGUUUGGACAGGACUCAAUAUUGCAGCGAGAUCAUCACAGACACCACUUUUGUGUUUGUCAUAGUUCUUCCUUGAAUUCAAUAGUGUUUCUCACCUCAAGUCUGCUACUUUUUGAUCACGGCUACAAGAUAAGCCAAAAUGGAGCCAAAGAAAGUUACAAGUGCCAGCAUUUUGAUAAAGAAGGUGAGAAACAAAACUCAAUUCAAGAAAUAAGUCACAGCAAAACACCAAGGUGAUUGUCCGUGUCGAUGUUGCCGCUACAUGGUCUUUGUCUCACGUCUGGUUAAAAAUAAUUGGCCAUUUACAUGCAUUUAGAAUUAUUUAUACAUGAAAAACUAUAAUUGCAAAACUAGGAAAACAUGUUAUGUGUUGCUCAAGUGCUGAUGACUUCAUAGAUGGGGGACGAAGCUGACAUCGGGUUCCUGUUUCCAUGUGUUAACAAGCUGCUAACAAGGAUGUUUUGUGAUAAAAUGCUUCAAUACUCGUGGGGUGUUUGAAUGACAUGACAAUGACAAGACAUGCUCCGUAUUGUACGCUAACUGGAAAACAUAUGUGAACAGAGGCAAGAUUUUGGCGGAAAUUUUCGACUUUAACCGAAAAACACUAACCAGGGCGGACUCAGGUGAUCAGAUCAUGAUUUGUUGUCCGUUUGCAUGAACUCACUUUCAAUCCAUUGUCAAUAACAAUUGCUGUUUCAGUUGGACUGACCUGGAGUUACACUGCCAUGACGAGAUGUUCCCAUUGUUUUUGGAGCAGUAGAAUUAAUGUUACUGUCGACAUUAUCAUUUCAAGAUGUCUCCUUUACAGAUUUCAGAUGAGUGUUUUGGAUAUGUGUACUUUGUAACCCUCUUUGCAGUCUUUAGUCUUACCAGUGCAUGUAUCCAUGGCAACUGUAUGCAUAUCAAGUCGCAAAUUCACACUGGCAUACAUUCUGUAUUGAUGAUGACCUAGUGCCUUUUUUUUCAGUUUGCAACUUUUGGAUGUUUGAUUCAUUUAAACUGUACUCAGUAUUAACUCUUUGUUUGUAGACACUGUGGAUGUCUGCUGUAUGCUUUGCACGUGAAUUGUGAUUAAAGUGUGAUUUUGCAGCUUCACUAACAGGUUUUUCAAAAAAUGUAUGAAUAAAUCAUGCUGUUUCA
Doryrhamphus excisus (bluestripe pipefish) is the source of this 4666-nucleotide messenger RNA. It is a transcript of the gene il6st, whose product is annotated as interleukin 6 cytokine family signal transduce. Gene Ontology annotation, cellular component: membrane. Gene Ontology annotation, molecular function: protein binding; cytokine receptor activity. Lineage: Eukaryota; Metazoa; Chordata; Actinopteri; Syngnathiformes; Syngnathidae. The record is from RefSeq and is a predicted model, not a curated record.